Messenger RNA from Ilex paraguariensis (yerba mate), 1176 nucleotides. The record is from the annotation of a GenBank genome assembly. NCBI's taxonomy places the organism in Eukaryota, Viridiplantae, Streptophyta, Magnoliopsida, Aquifoliales, Aquifoliaceae.
UCUCUCUCUCUCUCUCUCUCUCUACACUUGAGAAAAUCACACAGAUUCAGAUCUGAGCGUCUCAACGCCAAGCCCGCGGAAGAGAGAGAUUGAGAAUAAGUGCAUAAUUUUGAAGGAAUCAAAAUGGCGGUGGUGUCACCUCUAGCGAAAUACAAGCUGGUGUUCUUGGGCGAUCAAUCCGUCGGCAAAACAAGCAUCAUCACUCGCUUCAUGUACGACAAAUUCGACACUACCUAUCAGGCUACUAUUGGUAUUGAUUUUUUGUCAAAAACAAUGUACCUUGAAGAUCGAACAGUUCGACUGCAGCUUUGGGAUACUGCUGGCCAAGAGAGAUUUAGGAGUCUUAUUCCAAGCUAUAUUCGAGAUUCUUCUGUAGCAGUGAUUGUCUAUGAUGUUGCUAAUCGGCAAUCAUUUUUGAACACUUCUAAGUGGAUUGAAGAAGUGCGUACAGAGCGAGGCAGUGAUGUCAUUAUUGUUCUUGUGGGGAAUAAAACUGAUCUUGUAGAUAAAAGGCAAGUUUCAAUAGAAGAAGGGAAUGCCAAGGCUCAGGAGUUUGGAGUCCUGUUCAUAGAAACCAGUGCAAAAGCAGGAUUCAAUAUCAAGCCUCUGUUUCGAAAGAUUGCUGCAGCCUUGCCAGGGAUGGAAACCCUUUCGUCAACAAAACAGGAAGACAUGGUCGACGUGAAUUUGAAGCCUACAGUCAAUACAUCAAACACAGAACAGCAGGGGGGAGGUUGCGCGUGCUAGAGAAUGUAUUGAGGAAGAAAAAGAGAAGGAAGAUGUUGGAAUCACCUAAUACUUCAAUGAAAUUAGGUAAAUUUUGACGUCCACUGAGAUUGAGUGGUUCUGAUUCUUUCUUGUCAAUAUAGCAAAAAGUUGGCUCUUCAAUUAUCAGAGAGAGGAAGCUGGCAAUAGUCUGCCUUCAAGAUACCAAGGUUCAUCUUACUAUUACACUUAAUCCACAUAUUUUUAUUUUUGAAAGCCUUAUGAUAAUCCUUUUUCACUUGGUUUGUAUGUGAUUUGCUUUUCAAGAAUGUUUUCAGGAAUUUAUUUGCUUCAAAAGGAGGAAUGUUAUUAUAGGACUGUAAUAACCACCACCCCGUUGCUAGAUCUUAAGGUCACAGUUCGAAACUCGUAGUCCCCCUCUCUUGUUAAUAGUGUCUGACCAAUAAUAAU